AUGGGUCAAUUAUUAUCCCAUCCAUUAACUGAGAAAACUAUUGAAUAUAAUGAUUAUAAAGAUCACGUAGGUACAACCUAUUUAUCACAUAAAUGUCCACGGUUUUUCAAUUGCGUGGGUUCAAUGCAAGGUUAUAGGCUGACUCAAGAAGAUGCACAUAUGAUAAUAAACGAGGAUGAAACUUUAUCUUUACAAUUUUAUAAUCCAUUUAAGAAAAGAUUGGAACCGUAUUUAAUAAGUCUGUUUGCAGUUUUUGACGGUCAUGGUGGUGAUAAUUGUUCGAAAUUCUUAGCUGGUGGGAACGGAAAUGGUUAUAAUCCUAAAAAGGGGUUGAGUAAAUGGAUUGCAUAUUCUUUUGAAAACCACUCAUAUGGAGACAUGAAGGAUAAUGAUGUUAACAUUGGUGACAAAUUAUAUAGAAAUAUUAAAUUAACAAGAAAAUUCCAUAGUUUACAAGGUUUAAUAUCACAAAUCAUUAAAGAUGCAUUUUUUCUUCAGGAUAAGGAACUAUAUAAAUAUUUCUCCACUACUCCGUGUGGAUCUACAUGUAUACUAUCCUUAAUAAUUAAUGGGGAAUGGCUUUAUGUGGCUAAUUGUGGGGAUUCUCGUUGUAUAGUAUCAUCUAAGAAUCGUGGUGUGAAAACAAUGUCCUUUGACCAUAAACCACAACAUAUUGGCGAACUGUUAAGAAUUAAUGAUAAUGGUGGAACUGUAUCUCUAGGACGUGUAGGUGGUGUUCUUGCACUGAGUAGAGCAUUUAGUGAUUUCCAAUUUAAAAGAAGUGUUUCGUAUAAUCAUAAUAAUCAUAACAAUAGUAAUAGCAAGAAAUUUUCCAUUCCGCCACAAGAAGCACAAGUUACAGUAGAACCAGAUGUAAUUAUGCAUAAGAUAGACUAUAAAAGAGAUGAAUUCUUAGUCCUUGCAUGUGAUGGGAUAUGGGAUGUUUAUAAUAAUAAAGAUUUAGUGCAAUUUAUUAAAUAUCAUUUGAGUUUAGGAUUAAAACUAGAUGAAAUUAUGCCUAAAUUAUUAGAUCAUGGAAUAUCGCAAGCUAACAGUAGUACUGGAAUUGGCUUUGAUAAUAUGACUGCAAUAAUCGUCAUAUUAAAUAAGCAGGGAGAAACUUUAACAGAUUGGUAUACUAAAAUGAAGAUCCGUCUAGAAAGGGAAAGGGGUUUAAUACGAUGA
Molecule: messenger RNA, 1185 nt
Organism: Arxiozyma heterogenica
Lineage: Eukaryota; Fungi; Ascomycota; Saccharomycetes; Saccharomycetales; Saccharomycetaceae
Gene: PTC4
Product: type 2C protein phosphatase PTC4
Exons: 1
Coding region: 1-1185 (394 amino acids)
Biological process (GO): protein dephosphorylation
Molecular function (GO): cation binding; protein serine/threonine phosphatase activity
Source: RefSeq, a predicted model, not a curated record